CGAUCUAUGAACGUAUUCCAGCUAGAUCAGAAGCACGAGCUUUAUAAAUUCAAUAACAAUCUACAAUCUCUACCAAGGACUCACAUAAAUCAUCUCAAAAUAUCUCUCCUCCGUCUACGCUCUUUUUAUCUCUAUUUAUUAGAUGAUGUAGAUUACAGCACACUCGAGGAUGCGAUAACGACAGUCAGACAUUGGGAGCUCAGUGUCGGUAUCCCAGCAGUCGAUUUUAACUUCAGUGAUAAGAAAUAUACCUCUAAGUCUCUAAAUGCUCAUUUGGAACUCUUGGAUGAGAUACAGAUACUCGUAGACAAUUAUAGCAACAUUCAUAGCGUCAGUAUACCUGCAUUCAACCGUACACGCUCGAAUGGCAACACCACUGGCAGUUCUACCGGCACGACUAACAAUCGUACGAGUACGACAAACAACUCUAACAGCGCAUCACAAGCAGCGCAAACAGCUCAACAGCAGCGUAACGAUAGCUAUGUCGUUAUUAACCUCAGUACAAUUAUUCCUUUGAUACUCCCACUCCUGUUUCUCGUAUUGAAAUGCUUCCUUAUGCUGUAUAUAUUUUGUAGACAUGGAACUUGGCCAAGGAAGUUGAUCCUUGCUACAUUGACUAUCGGUUAUUCAAUAUGGGAAGCCACAAGGUUUGUGCAUAUACGUAGACACACUAUUAGCCCUCAGGCUCAACGACAAGAGAAUAAUAAUAAUAACAAUAAUGGAGUAAACCAAGAAAAUCAAGCAAAUCAAGCAAAUAAUGAAAACGCCUACGAUGCGCUCAACCGGGCAGCUCAGAUGGCACUUAACAAUCCAUCAAAUCAUAUACAAACUAUUUCCCUCAAUCCUUUUGAAAGGCUUCUGGAUUACUUAGCUCAUAUGAAUCUAGAAUAUGAAGCUAGACGAUUGAGAAUACCUGGACCAGUCGCAUCCUCGCAGCCAUUACCACCCUUACCUCAAACGAGAUCUGGUCAUGGGUCACGUCCUCAAAGACAGCCAUUGUGGUAUACGAGAAUCGUCAUACCAGUUUCUAUUUGCAUACUCACUCUCGUUCCAGAGAUCGAGAGGAGAAGAUCUCGAGCGCUCAAAUGGCGCUACAACGCAUUCAAAAAUAUAAAAGCAACUGAGCGUGAAAGAAGAGAACGUGAACGUGUAAAUGGAGAUGAGAAUGGCGGUCUGAGAUCACCCCAGAUGAGCACUUCACCAGUUACUGCCGAUAAUGAAGAUGAAAGGGUGGCCGAAGACACUCAAGUUGAUCAUUGGGAGGAAUGAUUAGUAUUUUUUUUUAUAAUAUACAAUUUAUGUCAUUAUGAGCAAGGAAGUCACGUACUUCAUUUACUUCUGGUAUGGCCUCCAUUGCACCUGAUUUCGUUACUGCGAGUGCGGCUGCCUGUGUUUUGUCAGAAUAAACAAUAUAGUAACAUUCACUAACCCCCAUAGCAUUUCUCAAUGCUAAUUCCAUCGUUGAUGUAUCGACAGUUUGCAUUUUCAUACGACAUGCCGUAAAGUAACCAGCAAAAGUGUCGCCUGCGCCAGUGCUAUCGAUAGCAUUCACUUUGAUAGUUGGAAGUUCGUAAUUCGUUGGAAUACCCUCUAUUUUUAUGCGUGCAAUUAGACCAUUUUCACCGAGAGUGAUUAUCAAACCCUCUAAAGAACCAGUUGAUGGGUUGCUCAUGAGUUUAUCCAAUAGCUCCGCCGAGCUGAGCGAUGUAGGAUCUUCACCGAAUGCCUUCAGUAGGUCAGCUGCUUCACCUGCAUUGAUGAUAAGGUAAGACAAACUCGACCAAGGGAAAUUUCGCAAUUGAGUAGCAUUUGGCAUUGGUGAUGGGUUGUAUAUGGUUUUCAAGCCCUGUGAAUGUGCGUCAAUCAGUGUUGAUGUUGUCUCACUAUGUACAAUUUCCUCUUGAAGUAGCAAAAACUGGUAUUUUGAUAGUGGGAGUGCAUCAGAAUAAGACAGCAUAUUUGUACCGCCAAACAACACAAUAGAGUUUUCACCUUCGCUGCUGAUCUGUAUCGUUGCUCUACCGGAUGGUAGACUAUUGUUGGUUUUGAGAAGGGAAGUAUCAACAUUGAAAGAUUGUAGGAGAGUUCUUAUCCACUCGCCGUCUUCACCUAUUUGUCCAGCGAGGGAUACAGCAGCUGAUGCCUUGGCUAAUGCGACAGCCUGGUUCGCACCCUUGCCGCCUGCUUUCUUUGUUAUUUUAGUAGAGGCUAAUGUCUCGCCUGGUCUGACUAUAUGUGGUACGCUAAAGAAUUCGUCGACGUUGAUGCUGCCGAAUACUAAUGCCAUC
Wallemia mellicola CBS 633.66 is the source of this 2288-nucleotide messenger RNA. RefSeq lists its product as hypothetical. Bases 7 to 1269 code for a protein of 420 amino acids. The record is from RefSeq and is a predicted model, not a curated record. Lineage: Eukaryota; Fungi; Basidiomycota; Wallemiomycetes; Wallemiales; Wallemiaceae. The transcript has 2 exons.